Didymosphaeria variabile is the source of this 693-nucleotide messenger RNA. RefSeq lists its product as uncharacterized. The coding region runs from base 1 to 693 and encodes 230 amino acids. Lineage: Eukaryota; Fungi; Ascomycota; Dothideomycetes; Pleosporales; Didymosphaeriaceae. The record is from RefSeq and is a predicted model, not a curated record. The transcript is spliced from 3 exons.
AUGUCCCUCGACCUCUCCAACCCCAACCGCACCAUCCACGCCGGCAUCAUCCUAAUGGGCGAAACCGAAAUCCUCGACGUAGCCCCCAUCGACUUCCUCCACAGCCUGAGCCCAAAGUUCAUCAACGUAAUGCCCAUUUCCGACGAGCUGAAAGCCAAAGCAAUUGACAUUGAUUUUCACUGGGUCACCGAGAAGGGCGAAGCCGGGAAGUUGACUGCUGGAAUAAGCUUGAACGCUACGGAUUCAUACGAGUCCUGCCCCCCGCUCGAUAUCGUCCUUAUCGGCGCGUACUUCCCAACGUACACGCCUAGCGAAGCUGAUCUCGCUUUCAUACGCAAGGCUUACAAUGACUGCUCCGCCUUCCUAACCAUCUGCGCGGGCAUGCUCCCCGCCCAAAUGGCCGGCAUCCUCGCAAACCACACCUGCACCGCACCCCGCUUCAUGCUGCCUAUGCUCCAGCAGCAAGACCCACGCACGAAAUGGGUGGAGAAACGCGCGCACCAUGAUGGUAAGUUGUGGACGAGCGGCGCGCUGCUGAACGGGCUGGAUAUGAUGCAGCUUUUCGUCAAAGCACACUGGCCGGAGCUAGCAGAGGUCGCGAUUCCGCUGGGUGGAUGGCCGGUGAGGAGCUUGGAUUAUGAUGCGCCUGAGAAGGGUCUUGAGGGGGAGAUUAAGUGGGGCGGUGUACCUUGA